Molecule: messenger RNA, 4090 nt
Organism: Gorilla gorilla gorilla (western lowland gorilla)
Lineage: Eukaryota; Metazoa; Chordata; Mammalia; Primates; Hominidae
Product: 52 kDa repressor of the inhibitor of the protein kinase-like
Molecular function (GO): protein dimerization activity
Source: RefSeq, a predicted model, not a curated record
GCCCUGAGGAGGCGGGGACGGGAGGGCUGGGCCGGCCGGCGGGCGGGCGACGAUGCCGAACUUCUGCGCUGUCCCCAGCUGCACGCGGAAGAGCACGCAGUCCGACUUGGCCUUCUUCAGGUUCCCGCGGGACCCUGCCAGAUGCCAGAAGUGGGUGGAGAACUGUAGGAGAGCAGACUUAGAAGAUAAAACACCUGAUCAUCUAAAUAAACAUUAUCGAUUAUGUGCCCAACAUUUUGAGACCUCUAUGAUCUGUAGAACUAGUCCUUAUAGGACAGUUCUUCGAGAUAAUGCAAUACCAACAAUAUUUGAUCUUACCAGUCAUUUGAACAACCCACGUAGUAGACACAGAAAACGAAUAAAAGAACUGAGUGAAGAUGAAAUCAGGACACUGAAACAGAAAAAAAUUGAUGAAACUUCUGAGCAGGAACAAAAACAUAAAGAAACCAACAAUAGCAAUGCUCAGAACCCCGGCGAAGAAGAGGGUGAAGGGCAAGAUGAGGACAUUUUACCUCUAACCCUUGAAGAGAAGGAAAACAAAGAAUACCUAAAAUCUCUAUUUGAAAUCUUGAUUCUGAUGGGAAAGCAAAACAUACCUCUGCAUGGACAUGAGGCUGAUGAAAUCCCAGAAGGUCUCUUUACUCCAGAUAACUUUCAGGCACUGCUGGAGUGUCGGAUAAAUUCUGGUGAAGAGGUUCUGAGAAAGCGGUUUGAGACAACAGCAGUUAACACGUUGUUUUGUUCAAAAACACAGCAGAGGCAGAUGCUAGAGAUCUGUGAGAGCUGUAUUCGAGAAGAAACUCUCAGGGAAGUGAGAGACUCACACUUCUUUUCCGUUAUCACUGACGAUGUAGUGGACAUAGCAGGGGAAGAGCACCUACCUGUGUUGGUGAGGUUUGUUGAUGAAUCUCAUAACCUAAGAGAGGAAUUUAUAGGCUUCCUGCCUUAUGAAGCCGAUGCAGAAAUUUUGGCUGUGAAAUUUCACACUAUGAUAACUGAGAAGUGGGGAUUAAAUAUGGAGUAUUGUCGUGGCCAGGCUUACAUUGUCUCUAGUGGAUUUUCUUCCAAAAUGAAAGUUGUUGCUUCUAGACUUUUAGAGAAAUAUCCCCGAGCUAUCUACACACUUUGCUCUUUCUGUGCCUUAAAUAUGUGGUUGGCAAAAUCAGUACCUGUUAUGGGAGUAUCUGUUGCAUUAGGAACAAUUGAGGAAGUUUGUUCUUUUUUCCAUCGAUCACCACAACUGCUUUUAGAAUUUGACAACGUAAUUUCUGUUCUUUUUCAGAACAGUAAAGAAAGGGGUAAAGAACUGAAGGAAAUCUGCCAUUCUCAGUGGACAGGCAGGCAUGAUGCUUUUGAAAUUUUAGUGGAACUCCUGCAAGCACUUGUUUUAUGUUUAGAUGGUAUAAAUAGUGACACAAAUAUUAGAUGGAAUAACUAUAUAGCUGGCCAAGCAUUUGUACUCUGCAGUGCAGUAACAGAUUUUGAUUUCAUUGUUACUAUUGUUGUUCUUAAAAAUGUCCUAUCUUUUACAAGAGCCUUUGGGAAAAACCCUGAUGUCUUCUUUGCAGCUGGUAGCUUGACUGCAGUACUGCAUUCACUCAACGAAUUGAUGGAAAAUAUUCAAGUUUAUCAUGAAUUUUGGUUUGAGGAAGCCACAAAUUUGGCAACCAAACUUGUUAUUCAAAUGAAACUCCCUGGGAAAUUCCGCAGAGCUCACCAGGGUAACUUGGAAUCUCAGCUAACCUCUGAGAGUUGCUAUAAAGAAACCCUAAGUGUCCCAACAGUGGAGCACAUUAUUCAGGAACUUAAAGAUAUAUUCUCAGAACAGCACCUCAAAGCUCUUAAAUGCUUAUCUCUGGUACCCUCAGUCAUGGGACAACUCAAAUUCAAUACGUCGGAGGAACACCAUGCUGACAUGUGUAGAAGUGACUUACCCAAUCCUGACACGCUGUCAGCUGAGCUUCAUUGUUGGAGAAUCAAAUGGAAACACAGGGGGAAAGAUAUAGAGCUUCCGUCCACCAUCUAUGAAGCCCUCCAACUGCCUGACAUCAAGUUUUUUCCUAAUGUGUAUGCAUUGCUGAAGGUCCUGUGUAUUCUUCCUGUGAUGAAGGUUGAGAAUGAGCGGUAUGAAAAUGGAUGAAAGUGUCUUAAAGCAUAUUUGAGGAACACUUUGACAGACCAAAGGUCAAGUAACUUGGCUUUGCUUAACAUAAAUUUUGAUAUAAAACACGACCUGGAUUUAAUGGUGGACACAUAUAUUAAACUCUAUACAAGUAAGUCAGAGCUUCCUACAGAUAAUUCCGAAACUGUGGAAAAUACCUAAGAGACUUUUAAAAAUAGGCUUUCUUAUAUUUGAUAUUUGGAAGUAAAAGCCGUAAGGUGUAUGUAGGCCACUUAAUCACUAAAUAUAUUUGCCUAUAGGACUCCAUUGAAUACAUUAGCCAUUGAUAAUCUACCUGUUUAAAUGGCCCCUGUUUGAACUCUCAAGCUUUGAAGACCUACCUGUUCUUCCAGAAGAGAACGUUGAAAGUUCCCUGUUUCCUUUUGCGUGAUCUCUGUUGACGGCACUCUGGAAUUGUUUCAGUUAAGUCAUUUUAGACAUAGCAUUUAUUAUCACUGUGGAUCUCUACUUGUUGGGUGUUAUGAAUUCUUUGAAGAAAUAUAUUUUGAAGAGGUGUGGGAGGAAGGAAUACAUUUUAUAAAAUGUUAUAGUGAAGCCCACAAUUGACCUUUGACUAAUAGGAGUUUUAAGUAUGUUAAAAAUCUAUACUGGACAAUUGCAAGAAAUUACCGGAGAAAAGCUUGUGAGCUCACCGAACAAGGAUUUCAGUGUAGAUUUUGUCUUUCUCGAACUUAAAGAAACAAAUGACAAAGUUUGAAUGGAAAAGCCUGCUGUUGUUCCACAUCUCGUUGCUGUUUACAUUCCUUUGUGGAGCCUACAUCUUCCUAAGCUUUUUAGCAGGUAUAUGUUGAACACUUCUGUUUCAUGGUUGAGACAGAAUCAGAGGCCAUGGAUACUGACAACUGAUUUGUCUGCUUUUUUUUUUUCUGUCUUUUUCCAUGACUUUUAUCUACUUCCUCAUCUUGAUUUAUAAGCAAAACCUGGAAAACCUACAAAAUAAGUGUUGUGGUUUAUCUAGAAAAAUAUGGAAAAUAUUGCUGUUAUUUUUGGUGAAGAAAAUCAAUUUUGUAUAGUUUAUUUCAAUCUAAAUAAAAUGUGAAUUUUGUUUAAAGCUAAAAAAAAAAAAAGAACCCAGCAGAAAUCCUGGAAAUAAAUAAUUCAGUAGAUGAAAUUAAAAUAUAUAUAUACAAUCAAGAGUUCAACAAUAGAAUCAAUCAAGCAGAAGAAUUUUUGAACUUGGUUUUUUCAAAUAACAAAGCCAGAUUUAAAAAAAAAGGUGGGGGGGAAAUAAAAGAAUAAAAGAGAAUGAAGAAAGCCUAAUGACAUAUAGGACACCAUAAAACAAACAAAUAUUUCAAUUUUAUAAGUUCCAUAAGAAUAAGAAAAUGGAAAUGCCAUAGACAACCUAUUUAUUGAAAUAAUAUCUGAAAACUUCUUCCUUCUUGUGAAGGAUAUAGACAUCUAGAUAUAGAAAGCUAAAAUAUCUACUACUAGAUUCAAUAAAAAUAUAAAUGUUCUCCAAAGCACAUUAAAGUUACACUGUGAAAGGUUGAAGACAGAGGGAGAAUUUUAAAAAUAGCAAGAGAAAAACAUCAAGUCACAUGUUGGGGGAAAUCCCAUCAGACUAGCAGCCUAUUACUCAGUAAAAAUCUUGCAGGCCAGGAGAGCAUGAGAUACUAUAUUCAAAGUGCUGAAAGAAAAAUGCCGAUGAAGAAUACUAUGCCCAGGAAAGCUAUCCCUUAAAAAGGAUGGAGAAAUAACAUCUUUUUCAGACAAGUAAAAACUGAAGGAAAUUCAUCACUACUAGAUCAACCAUAUAAUAAAUGCUUCAGGGAGUACAACAUCUAUAAGUAAAAGGAUGAUGUCUACUAUUUAGAAAGCACAAGAAAGAAUUAAACUCACGGGUAAAGCAGAUACACUAAUGAAAGCAAGAAAGAAAUCAAAGCUUGUCACUACAGAAAAUGACCA